AUGAGGAAGAAGAAGCGGUUGUUGUCGUGGGACACUGCAGUUAAACGACAUCGUUUGGCCACUGAGAAACGCGUGGGUGCCAAGCGCGAUCUGUUGUUUGGAAGCUGUAUGGACACGUGGCAAAGAUGUGGUGUCACGUUUCGUGAUGGCGCGUGA
Arabidopsis thaliana (thale cress) is the source of this 156-nucleotide messenger RNA. RefSeq lists its product as uncharacterized. The transcript has a single exon. Bases 1 to 156 code for a protein of 51 amino acids. NCBI's taxonomy places the organism in Eukaryota, Viridiplantae, Streptophyta, Magnoliopsida, Brassicales, Brassicaceae. The record is from RefSeq and is marked reviewed.